Molecule: messenger RNA, 207 nt
Organism: Podospora pseudopauciseta
Lineage: Eukaryota; Fungi; Ascomycota; Sordariomycetes; Sordariales; Podosporaceae
Exons: 2
Coding region: 13-207 (64 amino acids)
Source: RefSeq, a predicted model, not a curated record
AUCGGAAAACAGAUGUGUCACGGGGAGUCGGGAGAGGCUUUCAUUUUUAAUGCAUGCUCGUUUCACCGACACAAUGAGCACGAUACGGGCAACUGGCGAGCCCCUCGGCAUAAUCUGAGUGGUAAAGCGCACAUUGAGAAUUACGAGCUCCACUUUCCAGUUUCGGAGCCAGGAUAUGAGAACUCACUGUACUCUAAUUUGCCCUGA